Messenger RNA from Oncorhynchus kisutch (coho salmon), 4995 nucleotides. RefSeq names its product cold shock domain-containing protein C2. Bases 2942 to 3421 code for a protein of 159 amino acids. NCBI's taxonomy places the organism in Eukaryota, Metazoa, Chordata, Actinopteri, Salmoniformes, Salmonidae. Gene Ontology annotation, biological process: regulation of mRNA stability. The transcript has 3 exons. Gene Ontology annotation, cellular component: cytoplasm. The record is from RefSeq and is a predicted model, not a curated record. Gene Ontology annotation, molecular function: mRNA 3'-UTR binding.
GGUACCAUUAGCGAGCCAGGCUUGGGCCUCCUGUCCUGGUGGAACAGCUAGCGAAAGGAGAGGCCAUUACAGUAGAGAAAACAGGGAGACAGAUGUCAAGUAUUCAUCCUAGCUGCUGGACAUACACCUUCUUUUUGGACUCUUCUCAGUCACUCCUCCCAGGUUGUGACUUUAACACUGGAGAAACAUGCCUCCUGUGAAGUGUCCACAAGGUUAAUAGACACAGAACUGUGGGCUCAAGUAUAGGAGCCAGGAUUCCCAUAAUAGGAAUGGCAGACCCAAGGACAAGGGACCAGUAGCAAGGAUUUCUAAUAGAGCACACAGGCCGGGGACAUGGAGAACUGUCUCACUUGCAAAGCUGUAGAUCCACUUCCCCCUGUAUAUUGUAAAUACUACCACCAUAACUGUUAACGCACCAGCAUUUACACUCGGUGCACAUGACCGUAAGAAAGACUGACUAAAGGGCCCCAAUUGGCCUAUUUAGUGUCACCAUGUAAGUCUGUGAGUGUUCAGUUGAACAAAUAAUGAAGUGAGUGUGCCUAAAUAUACAAUUGUGUGUUGUCUUUUUGACCAGUAUAGUGUUUCAUCAGUGAUCAUUUUUGUUUGCAUGAUUUUGAGUUGGGUUAUAAUGCCCAAGGAGAUGAUGGUAUAUGGCCAAUAUACCACGGCUAAGGGCUGAUCUCAGGCAUGACGCAUCGCGGACUAUUGGCCAUGCCACAAAGCCCAGAGUUUUUUUUUAUUGCUAUUAUAAACUGGUUACCAAUGUAAUUAGAGCAGUAAAAAUUAACGUUUUGUCAUAUCUGUGGUAUAUGGCUGAUAUACCACUUCUGUCAGCCAAUCAGCAUUCAGGGCUUGAACCACCCAGUUUAUAAUUGUGUACAGGACAUGUAUCCCAAAAAUAUCAUAAAAUAACUGUCCUUGGGAGGGGUUGUCAUGAACCCACAAGCACUACACCUCACUGUAAUUUGUGUAUUUUAGUGGGUGUGAAGUUGGUCCUCUGAAGCAGUUUUUGAUAAAGCAUAGAAGCCAUAUUCUUCCAGGCCAAAUGAAUGUAUCAUAUUCUGAUCUUUAUUUUGGUUAUUUUUACUUACUCCAUUACAUGAAGGAAUACAUCAGUAUGGUUUACAAUACGAACACAUACUUGUUUAAUGUAAUAACUGCUUUGACGCGUAUGAGCAUAGCAGUCUUGUUAUGCCAACAAAUUUGUCAGCAAACACACAUCACAAACAUCACGCCCAUUCUCCCGACUACGGUGUAAUCUCAGCCAGCGGCAACUGCGCAGCCUCAACAACACACCGCAGAUCAGUGUAUUCCGCGCGACUACGCGUAUUUACUGUUAUUUAUUUAAUUAAUGUUAUAUAAUAGUAACUGACAAGGCACACACCCGUCCUCUACCGACAAACGGACUCUAGCAAUGCAGUAAGUACAAAUAUUCAAGUACGGGUAUGCCAGCUAUUGUUUGGAUUGUAGAAAAUCUGUAUCGCCUAUUCAUUAACGUGUGACAGCCUUUUUGACCAAAGUAUAGACUAAAGGAAAUGUAUGAUAAUGACAACUGUUGGCUAUAGAAUACCUUUGACGAGGCUACUCAUCCUCUCAUCCCUACAGCGUCUCUGUUUGCGCGCGCCGACUUUUCGAAUGUUCUGGAAAUUAGAAAAAGUCGGAUGAUAUGCGUGUUUAUUUACAGAAUAAUUUGGCAAUGCAAACUGGUCAUUCACUUAGCCCGAAAUGCACGCCUCCGCAACAUGACGAAUCAUACAAUGUUAUGAAUGUCUCACGUAGAGGGAUUUUUCUUGUGAUAUUUAGACACGUUGAGCCGAGUCAAUUGACUAUUUCAGAUAUUUAAUUCGGAUGUAGCCCAGAGAAAGUAUCCAGAGAUAGACUUCACUGUUGCUCUCUUUUUACAUUUUUACUUUAUAAAAACGGAUUCAUAUCGUUCUUUAAACAGUCAAUUUGCAUUCGCGUGAAAGGAUCAUCUACUUUUCUAAUUUGACAAUUUUGGUGUUACAAUGUAGCUGCCCUAAUGUUUUGGUUUGUAGUCAUUAUCCAAUGCUUUCCCUUAUUGCAUGCUGACGUCAGAAACACACGGCUAGCCUUUUUGCCAGCAGCUCUGUCGACGGCGUUCUCAACAUUCGAGCUGUCAGAGCUGUCUGUUUUACUGUAACCUUGAUGAUGCAGGCAGAGCGAAAGAAUGUAACAAUCUUAAACCAUGCAAAGCCAUCUUGGCCUUGGAGUGUGUGCUGUGUCCUAUCUUAUUGCGUGCACAUGCCAUCAAUAUGCACCACCAUAUCUUGGCACACAAUGGCUGCUUUAUUUAAAAAUGUUUAAUUGAACCUUCAUUUAACUGCUUUUGUUGCAGCUAUUCCUAAAGCUGUGCUCCUCUUGAGCUUGAAGGACUUGAUACACAAUGUAAACAUCAGUCAUAUAUCUAAGUUGAGCCUGUUACUGUUUGUGGGCAGACUUAGGAAUGGUUGGCAGUUGAAAUGUAUGGCAUUUGAAAGUAAAAAUUGGCUGUAAUGAAUUGAAAGGCUGCCAGUGUCAUUUUUGGUAAAACAUUGCCACUAGGCUAAUACUCUUAACCAGGGUAGUCCGACUAAAUGGCUUCAUAAGUGUCCAGUAAUGUAAAUCCAAACAUCCCUCUUAAUAUGAAGCUGUUAUGAAUGAUGCAUAAUGUUCUCUGCAGUAGGGAUAAACUUCAUGAAAUCUGUCUUUGUUUCAGUUGUUCCUUCUGGUUCAACUUUCGCUUUUUACUUUUGUUUGUUUUCUUCUCUUUCUUUCUUCACUAAGAAACUUGCUGAAACAAACUGACCUGUGUACUCAAUAGCAAGAUAUAUUAAAGCAGAGACAGUGAGCAGACAAACAUAUAACUGGAGUGUCAGCAUCAGGCCAGGUGGUGAAGAACCAGAAGAGUGGUAAGAAGAGCGACCUGGCCCGUGCCUCAGCCAUGACAGACCCCAGCCUGACGUCCCCCUCAGAGGCCCCUCUGCGCUCCCCCCGGGCUGCACCCCUUUCUCUCUCCUUCCCCUUCUUGAGGGAGGGCAGCCGUGUGUGGGAAAGGGGAGCGCCACCCCAGCCCCGGUCACUGCCCAGCCCACUGCCCACCAAACGCAACCGCACCUAUUCAGCCACGGUGCGGGCCACCUCAGGGCCAGCGUUUAAGGGCGUGUGCAAGAGCUUCUGCAGGUCACAAGGUCAUGGCUUCAUCCGCCCCACCAAUGGCGGUGAUGACAUCUUUGUUCACAUCUCUGAUAUCGAGGGCGAGUAUGUCCCAGUAGAAGGAGAUGAGGUCACAUACAAAGUCUCCCGGAUCCCACCAAAAAACCUGAAGAUCCAGGCCGUGGAGGUGAAGAUAGUUCAUCUGAACCCAGGGACGAAGCAUGAGACCUGGUCUGGCCAGAUCAUCAGCCAGCUAGACGAGAGCUAGGCUUCAGCGCUGGCCUGUUUAUCUACACUUGGCUACAGGGAGGGCUAGGGUGGGAAGUUGAGGGGUCUGGCUAGGGCAGGCAGGGACGGCCAACUGGUGCUGGUGAGUCUGUCUAAAUCAGGUGUGCUAGAGCUGGGUUGGAAGAAAACCCUAGAUACACUGACUGGCUCCUCAGGACACAAGUUGGCCAUCCGUGAACUAGGACGCGGUUAGUACAGACUGGAUUGAUAAGUCAUAAAAGCAAGGGAGGAGAAUAUGUUCAACCUGAAUGUACUGGAAGUGGGUGAAGGGACUGAGCGGAGUGGUGGAGGAAAUAGAAUGAGAAAUCCGACACCAUUUUGAGGAGAAGCAUUACUAUUGGUAUGAAAUCAAAAUGAGGUUGGAGAGAAAAUAACUGACAAAGGUUUAGAGGUACAGAAUCGUAAACGUCUGGUUGAGAGAGCAAUCGAGAAGGGAGGGAGAGAUGAUGUCAUGGGAGACAAAAUAAAAAGCUUGGAAGAAUGAUUUAUAUUUUACUGUGAAUGGAAAAGCCACUAUUAAUAUGUUCUCGAGGUACACAACCAUCUUUGUAUUUUUGCCUUUUAUUUAUAUAUAUUUAUUUGAUCAUUUUGUUUAGAUUUUUUUGUAUCCGUUAGUUUUGAGGUUACUGGAUUUAAGUUUUGGGUAUUGUAGUCAAACGAAUGCACUUAAAAACUUGAACUUUUCUGAAAUACUGCCGAACCGACUACAACUCCUAUUAGGCUUUAUCAUGUGGCAAUUUGUAGUCCUGUUUGCAAAUUGUAACUCACCAUGAUGGUAUGAGCAAAUUACUGUAAGGUUUUUGAAACUAUUUGAAACUUUUCUAUUGUCUGAGAGACACUGUAACACACUGUCAAUGGAAUUGAAAUACAUUUUAAUGUAUUUGUUUAAGUUCUGAAAUGAUCAUUUAAUUGUUACUGAGCCGUUAUUUGUAUUUGUUUCAUGUCUACCCAUUAUGUUUAGCAUUUCUCCAUAUUUAGGCUAUUUCUAUGUAUUUUUCUGUACUUCAUUCUUACUGUUUUGGGUUGUUUUAUUUCAUAUUUUAGUUUUAGUUAAAAUGCUAGGUUUUUCAUUGGUCACAGUUCAGAGCAUUUUCUGUUAGACAAGCCACUGUGGCUAUAGUUUACCCUCAUUUCUAUGUGAGCCUUGAAAGAGCACUAAUAACAUUUUAUGAUUCACAAUUAUGGUGGCUGUUAUCUUUCUUUAGUAUUUGUCUUUGGAGAUAAGGGUGUACACAUAGUAUGUGACAUUAGAAUCACAUGCCUAUGCGUUAGUUAUACUUUCCAUCUGUUGUACAAAAAAAUAACAAGUCACACUUGGCACAAUGAUAUAAAAUAAUUUAUUACAAUGAACAUAGUUCAAAUGAAUACAGUACACAACAAUCACAUGAUGAUUUCACAAUUAGUGUAUGUCGAUCAAACUGUACAAGUGAGUCCACUGGAUCUUUGUCAUUCAGGAAGGUCUAAUGGCCUUUGGCAGAAGGGUCAAGACAUCCAGAUUAUUGUAUUUGUCGCAGAUGUCAUUAACCUUUUAAUAAAAUUUGAUUUGAUAAGAUA